AUGUGUUCUCUAAUUAUAUUGGUAUGUUCAUUAACAGCGUUACUAAUAAUUUGUUCUGUGGUGGAUUCUUCCAAAUUUGACAAAAGUUUGACACUUUGGAAAAGAUCCCGAAUUUAUCGAUCUGCUGAAACGAAUGCUAUUGCUGGAAUCGAUCCGGAUUCGGCAUUAGUAUCACAAUCUAAUAUGGAUCUUCCUUGGGAACGAUUUAUUAUCAAUGGACCGUCAACAGUCAGUCUGCUUGGUCAAUUAAUGGUUGUAUCGAGUAAACUCGAUUUUUCGUUUCGUGAUUACCAACCAGAUUACACUUUUGUUUACAUGCGAUAUCCGAGUUCGUUUCGGGCUACACUGACUCAAAUUGCGAACGAUGGUUGGGAAGCAUUUUUGGGAGCACAUAUUAAUAUGAACAAGAUCCAAGCUUCGAUGGCAUUAAUACCGAAACAAGUUCAAAUUGCUUUACAGACUCUAGCAUCGAAGAAAUCGACACCGCGUAUCAUUAAUAUGUUAUUACCUAGCACAUUACAAGAAAUCGAACGACUUGGUAAAUCAUGUGUGACUUUGGCAAAUAUAACGCACGUCAGCUUCCUUACUGUGAUGAACUUACUCGGUGAAGUAAUUGCUACGACGGAGACGACACGCGGACUUCAAGAAACAAAGCUAAGACAGACAGAAAUUGAAUUGAACGUAUCAAGAACUAUGCAAGUUGAAAUGACUAAAUUAGGUGAAACAAUCCGUUCGCAUUACAAUGAAGCUCGAGAAGCUGUUCAAACAGCACAGAAAGAAUAUAGUCGAGCUCUUCGAAAGAUACCCACCGGUUUUCAGAGUCUUCUCUAUGACUUAGGUCGUGCUGUUAUUGGUAUAACUAAGACAGCUGGACAGACCUUAGUACAGGGCAAUCUUGGCGGAAUGGGAUCUGUAGUUGGUGGCGGGACUCAGUCAGCUUUGUCAAUGGGUGCAGGACAAGCAUUGACCUAUGGUAAACUCUUCUCAGAAAGUAUCAGCAAAGCUCUACCAAGAGUAAACGAUGUUCUCAAUAUGGGAAAAAACCUUCUUUCGAGUACAGUCAAUCCUAGUAAAGAACUCGAAGCAUAUAAGGUUACAUUCGAAACAUUUCUCGGAUCGAUCGCAGCAGGAAAGAACAAUAAUUUUAAGGACAAGGCUAGUAAACUGAUGCAAACGGGCGUCAGUCUUAUGGAUGAAACAGUUAAUCAGGUUAAACAAGCGAUGAAUAGUGGAAAAGAAAUUGAUCAAAAUGUGGCUCAAAGUCUAACAAAUCGUUUUAAUCAAUUAGCGCAAGACACCAAACCAAUGGAAGCAGCUGAGGAAAUGAAUGGUGGUGGUGUACCUCCUUCUCCGCCUGCUACGGGCCCAUCAACGGAACCAGGUGAUUCGUCGCAAAACGAAAAAUUUGCUGUACAACUUUCUUUAAAUCGAUUGCAAUCAAGUGAAAGCCGCUAUGAUAAAAUCUUCGAUCAACUCAAGCAAAAUCAAGAAGAAGUAGCAAAAUUAAUGGGCAAAAUCGCUUCAUUAGAUAUGACGCGUAUUCAUUACAAGGAAAUCCUUGAACUUCUUCGUGAAGCGUUGCAUUUACUAUCACGUGUUCGAGAACAAUGGGGUCAAUUAGUUUUAUUCUUUGCCGAGAUUGCCACGCGUGCUGAAAUCACUUUAAGUGGUACUCUUGGACCUUUUAUCACUCAAGCAAAUCAAGCAGGGACAGAAUCACUGACACUGGAUGAACGACUCUUUUAUGUAGAUCUUCUUAAAGCACAAGCUAUCGAAAUUGAUUCUCAAACGCAAAUGCUUUAUCUAAUGUCUCGAACUUAUGUGGAUAUGUCUACGAAUUAUGUAAUGACUCGUCUGGCUGGUCUGUCAAAAAUGCUUGCCGCGCGUGACGAUAAUGAACGAAAUCAAUUUCUAGCACAGUUGAAACAAGAGACACAAAUGACACAAGCAGCCGUCACGGGCUUAGUUACGGAACGCAAAAACAGCUAUAAUUCUGCAAUACAGAAACGACGUGUCGAACUCGAAAACUUUCUAGCAAAACUUGGUGGACCCGAUGCUGAUGAUCAGGCAGCAAUUGAAGCUGGCCAAAAAUUACUUGAAAACAAAUUAUAA
This is a messenger RNA of Adineta ricciae, 2112 nucleotides long. Lineage: Eukaryota; Metazoa; Rotifera; Eurotatoria; Adinetida; Adinetidae. The record is from the annotation of a GenBank genome assembly.